This is a messenger RNA of Marasmius oreades (fairy-ring Marasmius), 1679 nucleotides long. RefSeq lists its product as uncharacterized. NCBI's taxonomy places the organism in Eukaryota, Fungi, Basidiomycota, Agaricomycetes, Agaricales, Marasmiaceae. Gene Ontology annotation, biological process: proteolysis. Bases 33 to 1679 code for a protein of 548 amino acids. The record is from RefSeq and is a predicted model, not a curated record. The transcript has 12 exons. Gene Ontology annotation, molecular function: dipeptidyl-peptidase activity; serine-type exopeptidase activity.
ACUUAUUCGCGCAAUCCUCUCUAUUCUCAACCAUGAGGAUCUCUCUCCUGCUGGCAAUUUUCGCCUCCUCAGGCUCCGUUUUUGCAGUUCAAUCUUUUAACUUGGGUGCUCAAGGUGUCAAUCUCUGGAGACUCGAAAAGGCUCAGGCUGCUUCUCCUCGGCGCUCCGGCGCAAGGCGAGUCGUUAUCCAAGGUGACACCACCGCCGCCGUUCAGGCUCGUCAGGAUGAGUUCCCGGAGCAGUGGUUUGAACAACCAACUGACCACUUCGACAAGAAAAACACUGGAACAUUCAAACAACGAUAUUGGUUCAGUACUAGGCAUUACACGCCGGGAAAAAAUGGGCCUGUGUUCGUGUUGGAUGGUGGAGAAACCAGCGGCGAAGACAGGCUACCAUACCUCGACACUGGAAUCCUGGAUAUUCUCACACGUGAAAUAGGUGGUAUUGGCAUUGUACUGGAACAUCGAUAUUACGGCAAGUCGUUCGUCACCCAGAACCUUACUACCGACUCCCUCAGGUUUUUAAAUAACGACCAAGCCGCUGCUGAUAGCGCGAACUUCAUGGCCAAUGUCAAGUUUCCCGGCAUCGACGAGGAUUUGACUUCGCCUGGUACGCCUUGGAUUUACUACGGGGGUUCGUAUGCUGGUGCUCGCUCGGCCCAUAUGCGCAUUCUCUACCCCAAACUCGUGUUCGGUGCCAUCGCUUCAAGCGGAGUAACGCAUGCAGCUCUGAGUAACUGGGAAUACAUGGAUGUCAUCCGACUUGCUGCCAAUGCAACUUGUUCUCGUAAUCUUGUCGGAUCCGUGAAAAGAAUCGACGCUAUACUAGCCAAGGGCACACAAACCGCGGCACUCAAGAAACAAUUUGGUAUCACCGACUUGAAGCAUGACGUCGAUUUCGUAUCUCUUAUUACGAGCCCUCUUGGUGGGUGGCAGAGUAAGAACUGGGAUCCUGCCGUAGGAAGCACCAGUUUCGAUCGUUUCUGCGAUGCGAUUAACCUUCCCCCGUCUGGACUUGACCAUUCCGUCGUGGGAUUGGACUUUGAAAGCCCGCACAGGCUUGUUUCCAUUGGUAAUAAUCUUACGGUUGACUAUGCUCUCGCCAACUAUGCCGAUUACAUCAAGACGCGUGUUGCUUCAAGUUGCAAGGGCUCCCAGGAAGCCUGCUUUGGCACGUUUAGCGAUACGGUAUAUCAAAAUACCGACCUCAGCGAAGAUUGGAGGUUGUGGCAAUUCCAAGUUUGUACCCAGUGGGGUUACUUCACGACUGCACCCCCCAACCCUGCUACUCCACGCAUCAUCUCCAACUUAAUUGACCUUGCAUAUCUCGAUAAAAUAUGUGCUCAAGCCUAUCUGCCUGGGCAACACUUCAAAGUUCCGAAACUUCCAGACAUCGAAUCGGUCAACAAACUUGGGGAUUUUGCUAUCGCGGCUGACAGACUGGCUAUAAUCGAUGGCGAAGAUGACCCUUGGAGGCCUGAUUGCCCCCACAGCCAAUACUACGCAAAGGACAGGCCAGACACCAUUCUCCGGCCAUUCAAGCUCAUACCCGGUGCUGUUCAUCACUGGGAUGAGAAUGGUCUCGCGAAUAUCAACGACGAGCCGCCAGAAAUCCUCAAGAUCCACCAGGAGACGAUUGCUUUCGUCAAGGAAUGGUUGAAAGAUUUUAAGAAACCUUGA